GAAAUUAUACAGACAUAUCCGCCAUGCAAAUGGAAAAUUAAGUUCCUAAAUUAUAGUAGUUAUAUUUCUUGUACUCCUUUUAAAAUUAUUAUCAUCUUUUGAUUCUAUACCUGAAGAAGCAGCUUAUUAUUUUUCAAUUCUGAUUUGUAAGAUUUAAUUGAAUAGUGGGUCUUGAUUUGAUUUUUGGUUUUAUUUCUGGAAUUUUGUUUUUGGUGAAUUGUGUUUUUUUUUAAGGUUGAAUUUAGUGGAAAGAUUUGAACUUUAGAAUGAAAAAAGUUGGAUUUUCUGGUUAAUUGUUGAUUCUGUGAUCAUUUGGUGAGUUGGGUUUUGGUGAAUUUAUUGGUAUGUUUCUCUGUGUGGAGGAUUUUGUUGAAGUUGUCCACAUUAGGAGGUGAAUUUUGUACCAAAUUUGAACUUUAGAAAGGAAAAAAGUUGGAUUUACUGGUUAAUUUUUUAUUCUGUGAUCAUUUGGUGAGUUGGGUCUCGUUUUUCUUGUCGAAAUUAGUGGGUUUUAUCUCAGUUUGGGGGAUUUUGUUGAAGUAGUCAGCAUUAGGAGGUGAGUUUUGUACCAAGAUUUGAACUUUAGAAAGGAAAAAGUUGGAUUUUUUGGUUAAUUGUUGAUUCAGUGAUCAUUUGGUGAGUUGGGUCUCGUUUUUCUUGUCGAAUUUAGUGGGUUUCAUCUCAGUUUGGGGGAUUUUGUUGAAGUAGUCAGCAUUAGGAGGUGAGUUUUCUAUCAAGAUUUGAACACUAGGAAGAUAACAUUUGCAUGUGUAUGAGAAGAAUGAGGACAAUGAGAGGUGAAGUAGGAGUAUUGAGGGAACAACAAUGACUACAGAGUCAUUGGGUUUCUGUCCUUCUGGAAGUUAUGGUUCUUUUGCUGCAAUAAUUCUGCUACAUCACAAACUACACCCUGAAAGCCACCAAAAAUGUUUAAGGAGAAAGAAGGAUUGUUCCCCGGGAUUCACAAAUUCGCACCAAGAAAGAAGGUGGGGAUGCUUCUACUGUGUGCAGUUUCGCUAGCAGUUUUCCUGUGGGUCGUGUUUGUUGACAAAGGUGAAGCACAAGAAAGUAACCCUCCCAUAGGCAAUAGGUUAUUUCAAGAAGCUGGACAAAAGGAUAAUUCUACUACUAUUGAGUCGGUAGAACGAACUAAUGCUGGACAAAGUGCAUCGACUGUCAAACCUCCUCCUCCUGUAUAUUUUAAAGGAUACACUCUUCCUCGUGGGAAUCCAUGUGAAAGCUUCACGUUGCCACCCCCUCCAGCAGAUAAAAAGAGGACUGGACCAAGGCCAUGUCCAGUAUGCUAUCUUCCUGUUGAACAAGCUAUUGCACUAAUGCCUGAUGCACCAUCCUUUUCUCCUGGGGUUAGCAAUUUGGCUUACAUUCAUGAAGAAAAUUCAGAGAAACCCGAGUUUGGAGGAUAUCCUUCACUGAUGCAAAGGAAUGAUUCAUAUGAUGUAAGAGAGUCCAUGAGUGUGCAUUGCGGAUUUGUUAAAGGAAUCAGGCCUGGACAUCAAACAGGUUUUGACAUUGAUGAUUCUGACCUUCAUGAGAUGGAAUCUUGUCGAGGUGUCGUUGUGGCAUCAGCAAUAUUUGGCGCUUUUGAUUUGAUAAGGCAACCAAAAAAUAUCAGUGAAUAUGCCAAGAAAAAUGUCUGCUUCCAUAUGUUUGUGGAUGAACAAACAGAAGUUUUUUUAAGAAACUCUAGUGAGCUAGAUGGUUCCAUGAGAAUUGGCUUAUGGAGAAUUGUCACUGUUCACAACCUCCCUUAUGAUGAUCCGAGGCGAAAUGGGAAGGUUCCAAAGCUUCUGCUUCAUAGGCUCUUUCCCAAUGCUCGUUAUUCUCUAUGGAUUGAUGCAAAACUUGAGCUGGUUGUCGAUCCCUAUCAAAUACUUGAAAGGUUCUUGUGGAGAAAAAAUGUCAGCUUUGCAAUAUCAAAGCAUUAUAGGCGCUUUGAUGUGUUUGUAGAAGCAGAAGCUAACAAAGCUGCUGCAAAGUUUGACAAUGCUUCCAUUGACUUUCAAAUUGAAUUCUAUAAAAAGGAAGGUCUAACUCCUUAUUCCGCAGCUAAACUUCCUAUUACAAGUGAUGUCCCUGAGGGAUGUGUAGUAGUAAGGGAGCACAUUCCAGUUUCCAAUCUCUUUGCUUGUCUUUGGUUUAACGAAGUGGAUCGUUUUACUCCAAGAGACCAAAUUAGCUUCGCCAUUGUGAGGGACAAGAUCAUGUCAAAGACAAAUUGGACAUUGAAUAUGUUCUUGGACUGUGAAAGACGCAAUUUUGUGGUUCAGGGGUACCACCGUGACAUUCUUGAGCACUGGUCUUCCCCACCUCCCCCUGGUGCUACUGAAAUUGUUCAUCCUCCACCGCCUGUACCUGAUGAAACCCCGCAGACCUCAAGCAACAUUACAACGUCAAGUUCAGUUAAUGAGCCAUUAAAGAAGGUACCCUCAAAGCGCGGGAGAGACAGGAAAAAGCGUCAUAGAAAAGUUAUUGGAAAUUUUGCUUAAGCAAAUUCUUAUUUUUUCCCCCUUACCUGUUACAAGGAUAUGAAUUUUGGGGCUAGGAACUGAGAUACAUGAGCAUUAUAGCUUUUAACACAAUGAAGGUAAUCAAGUUUAGGUGUCAAAUUUAUUCAUUUUUUGUUGUAUAUAAUUGAAGGCUUAACAUUUCUUUUUUCCUAUCAUAGCAAUAUCAUACUGGAAAUAGAACUUUCAA
Molecule: messenger RNA, 2715 nt
Organism: Solanum tuberosum (potato)
Lineage: Eukaryota; Viridiplantae; Streptophyta; Magnoliopsida; Solanales; Solanaceae
Exons: 9
Coding region: 927-2507 (526 amino acids)
Source: RefSeq, a predicted model, not a curated record